UCUCGCGAGAGUAGGAGUUUUGGCGAGAGUUUGUGGAAGAUGGCGCCUGUUGUGACAGGGAAAUUCGGUGAGCGACCUCCACCUAAGCGGCUCACCAGGGAAGCUAUGAGGAACUAUUUAAAGGAGCGUGGCGAUCAAACAGUCCUAAUACUUCAUGCAAAAGUGGCUCAGAAAUCCUACGGAAACGAAAAAAGAUUUUUUUGCCCUCCUCCGUGUGUCUACCUUAUGGGUAGCGGAUGGAAGAAAAAAAAAGAACAAAUGGAGCGAGAUGGCUGUUCUGAGCAAGAAUCUCAACCAUGCGCCUUUAUUGGGAUUGGAAAUAGCGACCAAGAGAUGCAGCAGUUAAACUUGGAAGGAAAGAACUAUUGCACAGCUAAAACUUUGUACAUAUCAGACUCUGAUAAGCGAAAGCACUUCAUGUUAUCCGUAAAAAUGUUCUAUGGCAAUAGUGACGAUAUUGGUGUUUUCCUUAGUAAACGGAUCAAAGUCAUUUCCAAGCCUUCGAAAAAGAAACAAUCGCUCAAAAAUGCAGACUUAUGUAUCGCAUCAGGGACAAAAGUGGCACUGUUUAAUAGACUUCGGUCCCAAACAGUUAGCACCAGAUAUUUGCACGUAGAAGGAGGGAAUUUUCAUGCCAGCUCACAACAAUGGGGAGCAUUUUACAUUCAUCUCUUGGACGAUGAUGAAUCCGAAGGAGAAGAAUUUACAGUCCGAGAUGGCUAUAUCCAUUAUGGCCAGACAGUCAAGCUCGUUUGUUCAGUUACUGGCAUGGCACUCCCAAGAUUGAUAAUACGGAAAGUGGACAAACAAACCGCUUUGCUAGAUGCAGAUGAUCCAGUCUCCCAGCUCCAUAAGUGUGCGUUCUACCUUAAAGAUACUGAACGAAUGUACUUGUGCCUUUCCCAAGAGCGAAUUAUCCAAUUUCAAGCCACUCCAUGCCCCAAAGAACCAAAUAAAGAGAUGAUUAAUGAUGGAGCUUCAUGGACAAUCAUUAGCACAGAUAAAGCAGAAUAUACAUUUUAUGAGGGCAUGGGACCUGUCCAUGCUCCUGUAACACCUGUGCCUGUUGUAGAAAGUCUUCAGCUCAAUGGUGGUGGAGAUGUAGCAAUGCUGGAACUAACCGGGCAAAACUUCACUCCAAAUUUGCGUGUCUGGUUUGGGGAUGUGGAAGCUGAAACGAUGUACAGGUGUGAUAUAACCUUUGCAAUGUUAAAUGUAACUCUUGGGUGCUUGUUUGGGACUCUGUAAAGGAAAGGCAUUCGUCAAUCAUUCAUUCACCUAGCUAAAAUAAUAAAUUUACUACGGCCACUAUUGAGCCUGGAAUUAUGGUAGUUAAGUUGUAUUUGUCAUUA
Notechis scutatus (mainland tiger snake) is the source of this 1352-nucleotide messenger RNA. Lineage: Eukaryota; Metazoa; Chordata; Lepidosauria; Squamata; Elapidae. The record is from RefSeq and is a predicted model, not a curated record.